This is a messenger RNA of Bactrocera oleae (olive fruit fly), 5667 nucleotides long. The record is from RefSeq and is a predicted model, not a curated record. NCBI's taxonomy places the organism in Eukaryota, Metazoa, Arthropoda, Insecta, Diptera, Tephritidae.
UAAACGGGGGAGGCCGUGAUGUUGUUGUUAGUGACUAAAUGCCAUAGAUUGCCUAAUGCAAUUCGGUGGUGAUUUCGGUGAGCUUACGUACUUAUUUACAUAUGUACAUACAUAUAAUUGGUCGCAAGAAUAUUUUAAGAGUGAAAAUUAUAGGUUAGCAAGUGUCGGCUGUCACCCUUUACGAUUCAGUAUUGGCGUGUACUCGGCACAUACGGAGCAGUAGUUGAUAUUCACGGCGCAAGCGAGCAAAGAAGAUCUGAAGAACAAAAACACUUUACUGUAUGUCGGACGGUCAGCGCUGUGUCUGUGAAUAAUCAUCACCAGCAAGAAAAAAAAUAUAAUUAACUAAAAAUCAAAAUUGUUGAGUCAAUUUCUACUGCAGUGUGCUGAGCAAAUACUGUUAUUUGACGAAACCUGAUUUAAUUGUGCGGUAUUCAAAGGUUAUAAAAAGGCGUGGAAAGUAUUUUUUUUCGGAAUUUCAGUAGUGUUCAAGAGAAAAAGUGUCUCAGUGUGUGUGCGCUGUUUCUGUGAAUCAGUUUUUAUAACAAAAUUUUUUGGAUAAGCCUAUGUCGAUAACCAGCUUCUAGUGGUGGUGUAAAAAAAAAUGCUAAAAAUCGGUUGCGAAAUUUCGAUUAUAAAAAAAAGAGUGUGAGUGUAAAAAAGUGAAGUAACACUACUCAUUGUUAACCGAUACAUGUGUGAAAAUCGCAGAUAACUUUGCAGGAAGUGAGCGAGAGUUGGAUUAGAGUGGCGCAGGAAGAGGAAACGAAUAGCAAGUGCAAGCAGGCAACGAGAGGAGCAAAGGAAGGAAAAAGUAUUGGUAGCGAUAGUAAGAAAAAAGCAGUAAAAGUAGCGGUACAGAAGGAUAUACUUGUAGAAGAAUAUAAAAGAAGAAGAAAAAGAAAAAGAAGAGGAAGAAAUAGAAGAAGAGGAGGAUGAAGGAAAAAGAGAGUAUAGCAGGCAGAAAUAGAGUAUUGGCUAAGCAAAAAUCAAAUAUAAAGAGUGAAGCGAAGAAGUUUAUUUAAAGUUAGCGGUACAUGAUGAGCAAUUGAUAAGAGCUACAGAUAUAAAGAGAUAGAUAAUAGAUUGAUAGCAAGAUUCGCAAAGUAAAAAAGCGGGAAACAGAGAGAAUCUAAUGAAGGAAAAUCAAGCAAAAUGUGCAAACUAAAGUACGAAUAGUUAAAAAUUAGCACAACUCGGAAGAAAUAAAAAAAUAAAAAAACAGCUGAACCUCAAUGCAGCAAUAACCAUAGUAGCUAAGAUAAGAGGGAAAAAAAAUUCAGUGAAAAUUACAUAAAAGCAAACAGCGAUUGAAACCGCAGCGGAAUUUACAACCAUAUCCGACUCAAAACGGAGUAGAAACUGAGUCGAAAACUUUCGCAGCAGCAUUGACAUAGAACUAAUGAUUAAUUACGCGCAUUUUGUACAUACCAUGUUCCCUCACAUAUUUGGAAUGAGAAAACUUGAUAUUUGAAAGUCGAACAAAAUGGAUAAACGCUCAAACGUAGCAAGAACAUACUUAAGCAGUUGAUAAAGAAUACGAAAAAUUUCAAUUCACACACUUACUAGUAAUUUUCAAACAAGAAAACAAAAAAAAUUAUAAGUAAACUAAAAUUCUACGUACGAAAAGAUCGAGUAGGAAAUUAUGCACGCAAGAGAAUACAAAAAUCGUUGAAAGAAAACAAGAAUUAUUCUUACUUUAACAAAACUAAAAGUAAUUGCUAAUCUCUCUAUCUCACUAAUAUAUAAACGAUUCUAGCCGUUCUACGCUUGUCUUCACUAUAUAAAACUUUAAUAAAGCAGAAAAAGUAAAGAAAGUAAAAAUUACAAGAAGCAAACACCAGCAUAUUGCAAUUAAAAAAUAAAAAAAUAUUUAGUAGUAGACAAACAAAUUCAGGGAGCGCCAUAAAUUGCAUAGAUAAAAUUGCUUUAAAUUAGCUACGCUGGCACUGGUAUCUUCCGUACGCUUCCAACGCCGCCGUAGAAGAAGUAAAUUGCAACAAAAAAAAAAUAUAUAUAUAUAAAAGAAAGUAAACAUUUAAAAAGAAAUUCAAGAAAAAAGCUCCAAAAAAAAUUCUACACAUGCGUGUGAAAUUUCCAUUUUGCAAUAAUACAUACAUAACUACUUACUUACAAUCCAUGUCUACCGUAAGCUCUAGAACGCCACGUACCACCAAAACGGAAAGCGAAUAGAAAACUCAUCGAAAACCACACUAGCAACUAACUGUAAUUUAAAUAUCUAAUAGCAAAAUAACAGUAAAUAGUGCAGUCAAAUCGAACAACCACAAACCAUUCCAUUGUAAACUACGCAAUUCUAGUUCUAACCUAACUAUCUAACAAUUAAACGCAAUUUGAAAAAAUCAAAGUAAACUCUACCCAACUACUUACAAUAGAUAUAUAUAUAUAUAUAUAUAUAUACACAUAUAUAGAAAUACUACUUACCCUAUAUACUAUACAUACCAUACGAGUUGAAGCAAAUAAAUUACAUUAAAAAAAAAACAUAAAUAAAUUACAAAAUCCAACAAACGCGAAAUGGAGGGUUCAAAUAGUACACGUGAAAUGUUGCUGCUCAAUGGGCAUGCCGAAGGUGCCGCGCAUCACUUGGGCCUAACAAAUGGUGGCGCUAGCGGUAGCAACAGUUUGCCAGCUGGUAAUGUAAAAACCGAUCACUUUAAUGGUGAUGAUAUAUCGUCUAGCAGUUUUAUGUCCAUUCCACAAUUCUAUGCGGGACGUAGUGUAUUCAUAACCGGAGGUACUGGAUUUAUGGGAAAGGUUCUUGUUGAAAAACUAUUGCGUUCAUGUCCAGACAUAAAAAAUAUUUAUCUAUUAAUAAGACCCAAACGGGGACAAGAAGUCUCAGCGCGUUUAAAUGAGCUGCUUAAUGCACCGCUUUUUGAAACAUUGCGAAGAGAGAAACCAAAGGAAUUGAGUAAAGUUAUUCCUAUAUCUGGUGAUAUAACAUCCGAGGAAUUGGGCAUCUGUGAAAAUGAUCAGGCGCUACUUUGUCGCACAGUAUCCAUUGUAUUCCAUUCAGCUGCCACCGUGAAAUUCGAUGAAAAGCUCAAAUUAUCUGUCACAAUCAACAUGCUUGGGACAAAGCGUUUGGUUGAGUUGUGCCAUCGCAUGAUGUCUUUAGAUGCACUUAUACACGUCUCCACUGCCUAUUGCAAUUGCGAUAGAACCGAGGUAUCAGAAGUUAUAUAUGCACCACCCUAUAAUCCCGACGAUAUUAUUUCUUUGAUCAAUUGGCUUCCUGAGGAUAUGCUCGAUCAGCUAACCCCAUCGUUGAUUGGCAAACGCCCCAAUACGUAUACAUUUACGAAAGCCUUAGCGGAGCAUAUGCUACUCAAAGAAGCUGGCAAUCUGCCUGUGGCCAUUGUGCGGCCUUCUAUAGUGAUUGCCAGUUUGAAUGAACCAUUCGCCGGUUGGGUGGAUAAUUUUAAUGGUCCAACUGGUUUGGUAGCCGCCGUCGGUAAAGGUCUAUUUCGCACAAUAAUGUGUGAAAAGAAUUAUAUUGCCGAUAUGGUACCUGUCGAUAUUGUGAUUAAUUUAAUGAUUGCCGCAGCAUGGCGCACAGCGACGAGAAAAACUGAUAAUUUAGCGAUAUAUAAUUGUUGUACCGGACAACGACACCCCAUACAAUGGGGCGAAUUUGUUGGUUAUGCCAUGAAACAUGUACGAAAGCAUCCACUAGAGGGCUGCCUGUGGUAUCCGACGGGUGUGUUACGCAUGAAUCGUCCAUUAAAUGCAGCACAUGGCUUCCUUGUACACUACUUACCGGCCUAUAUAUUGGAUAUUGUAGCGCGACUGAUGGGCAAGAAGCCAUUCAUGGUAAAUAUACAAAAUAAAAUCGCCAAAGCUGUUGGUUGCUUGGAAUACUUUGCUACACACCAGUGGCGAUUCAGAGACGACAACGUGCACGCACUCCUCAAUGCGCUGAGUCAGAAGGAUCGCGAAACGUUUGUGUUCGAUGUGCGCACCAUUAACUGGGAGAACUAUGUCGAGCGUUAUGUAUUGGGCUUUAGGGAAUUCUUAUUUAAACAACGUCCAGAAUCGCUGCCUGCGUGUCGAAAGCGUUUGAUGCGAUUGUACUAUCUGCAUCAGCUGACCAAAGUGGUGGCGGUGAUGUGCACUUGGCGCUUCCUAAUGGCGCACUCGAAACGUUUGAAUGCCUUAUGGACGGCAUUUUUGCAGAAUGUUUUCAAACUUAUACGAUUAAUACAAUUUUUGUAAUAUUCAAAUGGGCGGAGCAGUGCAGUUGAAUUAUAUAUAAUAUAUAAAUAAAUAUGUAGCAGCAAAAGCAGUGGGGAGAAGUAAUAACAAACGCUCUUAUGCUGGUAUAAUUGCAUAUAUAAUUAAAUUAAUUGUAUGAAAUGUUUAGUUGAUACAAUACAUACGUAUAUAUUUGUAUAUGUAUAUAUAUAUAUAUAUAUAUAUAUUAUUUUUAUAUUAUUAUAUAUAUAUAUAUAUAUAUAUUAAUAUAUACAGAUAUAUAUACAUAUAUGCAUAUAUUAUUAUAAAUAUAUUUUUUGUUAUUGUUUUUUUCUAUAUAUUUUACGGCAGUUAAGUUUAAAUUAAUUUAAUUAUUUUCCAUUAUAAUUUUUGUAUUGUAAUAAAAUUGUAAACGAACAAAGGAGUAAAAAGAAAUAAAUCUAUUAAAACAACAAAAAAAAAAAAUAAGUCGAAGGGUUAAUAGUAGUAAAGCAAAACUAAAUAAUAAACAAAUAUAAAAUACAAAGAAAUGCGUAGACAUAUUAGUGUGUGAGAUUAAAAAUUAAAAAACAAAAAAAAAACUAAAUAAAUAAUAAUAAAUAUUUGCAAUUACGCUAAAGCAUAUACAGCUAUAGUAUAAUGAGAAUUAUUUAAAAUGUGGUACCAAAUACAGAAGCGCAUUAAGUAAAUAAAUAAAUAAAUAAAUUAAAGAAAUAAAGUGCAAAUGCAAAAUUUACAUACAAAUAUUAAAACAAAAACAAAAACAAAAUUUUUUGUAUGAACCUUAAGCCAAGCAAUGCAGCACAAGUGUAUGUAUUUCGCCUUUUUAACUUUCAGCAGAAAAUUUUUCUUUGCAAUUUGCAUACAAAACUGCAAAAAAACGAAAACAAAUAUUUUUUAUAGUUUGCUGCUUAAAUUUAAUAAUAUAAAAUUUUUUCAAUUGGUUUGCCAUGCAAAGCAAUAAAAACAAUUUCAUUGGCAUAUAAUUAGAUAAAGUUACAAACAAACUAUUAUAUAUACGAUUAUAUACAAACAUACGCAUAUAUUAGCAUGUAUGAAAUAUUUCCAAUAAAGACACUAGCAAGUGAAAUGGUUUAGUUUUAACAAAUAAAAGUUAAAUUUAAUUUACCAAAAUAAAUAAAAUACAAAAAAAUUAAUAAAAAAGCGCAAUUGCAAGUAAAACGAAAUUAUUUAACUAAAAAUGCAUGGAAGAGCAACUAAAUAAAAGCAUUAUAAGUCUAAUAGCAAUCGUAGUUUUACAAUUAAUUAAUUAAUUAAUUAAUUAUAUAUUGAGCAUUUGGUUAGAGCGUAAUAAAAAUAAAACAGAAAACUAAACAAAAUUUAAUAAAAAUUAAUUGAAAACAAAAAAAUAAAAAAUGGAAAUGUAAUUAAAGCAGACACGUCAAAUUUCGAAGCGCAUAGUAAGUAUAAAUUAUUAAAGAAAUAAAAAUAAUA